Molecule: messenger RNA, 5012 nt
Organism: Gossypium arboreum
Lineage: Eukaryota; Viridiplantae; Streptophyta; Magnoliopsida; Malvales; Malvaceae
Product: protein FATTY ACID EXPORT 1, chloroplastic
Exons: 4
Coding region: 216-779 (187 amino acids)
Cellular component (GO): membrane
Source: RefSeq, a predicted model, not a curated record
GCUUGAAUUAUCGGUUGACAAAAUAGCCCUCGUAGAAAGUAGUAUCCAAAAUUCCAUCUUUUCCUCCUUGAAUUAUCGGUUACCAAACAGCCCAUGAGGCUGCUACUGUCUCAACCUUUCUCUUGAAUCAAAACCUGCCAAUCUUGCUUUCUAUAAAAAAAAGGUUAAUUUUAUUUAUUUUUUUGUUUUUCUUUUGUUCGAUUUUCAAAAUAAAAAUGGCAACAGCAGCAGCAGCGACAAAGACAAUUUCUCAGAUUUCUUGUUUCUCUUCAAUCAACCGGAGAUUUCAGCUCUAUCAUCGUUCAACUUUUUGUCCGGUUACUCGCUCAAAGUCAUUUGUUGUUACAAGUGUUGAUGGGCAUGGUGCUGAAACUACCGGCAAUCAACUUAAAACUACACCAAGCUAUGUUGCUGGAAAAUCAAAAGCAUUUAUAGAAGAUAUGCCUAAGACAUACCCAAAUGCAGAAGAGCAUGUUCCUGAAAAUACAAGUGAUUUAGAAGAGGAACAUGGUAUCAUCCAACAAAAAAGGGCAGCAAAAAUCCAUGAUUUCUGUUUUGGAAUUCCUUAUGGUGGUCUUGUUCUAAGCGGGGGGCUUAUUGGUUUUAUAUUUUCAAGAAAUACUACUACCUUGCUCUUUGGAGGUGCUUUGCUAGCCCUUAGCACCUUCAGCUUGAAAAUUUGGCGGCAAGGAAAAUCAAGUUUACCGUUCAUACUUGGACAAGCAGAUCUUCAACUUGUAAUGUCAAAGAUGCGAGCUUGGAGAGCAAAACCACCUUAGAGCCUCCUAGGCGAGGCUACUUAAAAGAGGCAACCACUUUAUUGCACCUUUUCUGCUAAAUCAAGGCGCCAAAAAAGCGCACUUCACUGUUUUAGUGAAGUUCCCUCAUUUAUUUAUUUUGUUACUUUAAAAUUCAAAAUACCAUAAAUUACUUUUAUUUUAUUAAUGUAAAAGUUUGCUAUAAGUCUUUAUACUUCGCGUAAGUUGUGGAUUUUAGUCAUUAUACUUUUAAUUUGAUUAAUUUUAGUCCCUAAACUUUUCAAAUUUGUCAAUUUUAGUCACUACUUCUCACAUUGUGAAGUUCUAGUCCUAACUCAAAUGAUAGUCGUCUCUUCAUUUGGUUAAAUUUUGCUAUUAGUCUUGUCCUAUUUGUAAAUUCGUAGAUUUAGUUUCUGCUUUCUUCACCUCCACAACCAAAUACGCAUGCUGCCAAACAAAGGUAAACCAUUUUUUUUUUCCUAUUCUCUAUGCUAUUAUUUCUAUUUUGUUUUUUAUUUUAAAGUGUACUUUGGUGUUUAAGAACAAAUAGAGGAAUGUUUGGUCUGGGUUUGAUUUUGGCUUUGAAGUUCGGAUUGUAAUGCUUCUUUCAUUUUUUUCUAAUUUAUAUUUGGAGCAAAGAUUUUAUAUGCCUUUUAUUUUAUUUUAUUGAGUAGCUAUUAUUAAAAUAAAAAAUUAAUUACAUACGGUACCCACAUGUUAAUUUUUGUUGAGUAGCUGUUAUUAAAAUAAAAAAUUAAUUACAUACGGUACCCACAUGUUAAUUUUUGUUGAGUAGCUGUUACUAGACUUGAACAGUAAUUUGAAUUUGUAAAAUGAAUUAUCUUAAAAUUUAUCAUUUUACCUUACUAGUUAUUAUUUAUUAUUAUUUACUUAUAUUCGAUAAUUUUUCAUAUAUAUUUAUUUAUAUACAUGAGUGUUUAUUUUACUCAAGCGAGCACUUGUUUGUUUCGCCUUAGGUUAUAUAAGAAGUCUUAGUGCCUUGAGUGUAGUUGGUGCCCUUUGACAACACUAUUUUGAGUAACUUUUGUUAGCCUUAGUAACUGCUUCACUUAAUCCGAAAUUUUAGCAACAUCCCCUUCAAAAACCUCAAAAGGAUAUGAGUUAUAAAUAUUGAAAAUUGGGAUUUUAUGCAAAAUCUAAAGACAACUCUGUCACAUGUGUUGGAGCCUAUUUUCUUCAACACCUUACAUGGCUUAAUCUUUUGACUUGUGAUAUGUGCACUUCGAAAAUCUUUCUCACCUCAGAUGUACAAGUACUAAUCCCUUUUCAAACUCCUUAAUAUGGUGAUAUAGAUUAGCUGCAUUAUCAUAAAUCAUGCAUUUGUCAAUGUUUGAGUCCAUAAGCAACUUAAAGUCGUUUUCUUAAUUUUUCUGUUCACGGAGUUGUUGCAUGCAAACUUGGCUUUAGGAAUACCCAAAUCCCAACUCUUCACAUGAUCCUUGAUAGGACACCUAAAUAUAUCUUCUAACCUCCAAUUAACAGCCUCUAUUUGCCCAUCCGUUUGAUUGAUGACAAGUGCUAGAAAAUUUCAAUUGGACCUUUUCUUCCAUGUAGUGUCCUACAACUUUGACAUCCUUCUAAGAAACUAUAGAUGUAGGGACACCAUGUAGCUUGACCAUAAAAACGACUCUACAAUAUGAGGAGCAUCAAAAGUCUUAGAAAAAGGAAUGAAAUGUGCCAUCUUUGAGAAACGAUCCAUCAAAACAAAGAUUGAAUCAUAACCCUUUGCUGUCUUUGGUAAUCUCAGAACAAAUUCCUGUUUAAGUGAAUCGAAGGCACUUCUAGCAUAGGGAGUGGAGUUUACAACCUUGUGUAUUGUGAAUUACACAGAAAAUUUACAAGAACAUGGUGCACCAAGCUUUUCACAUCCUUGUACAUUAAUGGCUAGUAAUACCACUCAAACCCUGAAUCCAUGGUUUUACCUUUUCCAAGGUACCCUCCCAAGCUGUUUCCAAAAGCUCCCUCAUAAAUUGUUUGUGUAAAGAACUUUUGGGAAUGCACAAACAAUUGCCCCUAAACACAUACCCAUCAUGUAAUUGAUAAUGCAAUUUGUUCAUGUCUGGUUGAUCCUUCCAAUUUAGAAAUAAUAGGGUUGAAAUAUGAGUCAGUUUUUUAUUGAUUCGUCAAUUCUUUGAAACUUGUCACUUCAACAGUCAUCGUCGUUAGCAGUGAAGGUCACCUGAUAAAUGCAUUUGCCACAAUAUUAGACUCAUAUGCCUUAUUUUUCACUGAGAAAUUGAAUUCAUUAAGUUAGGAACUCGACUUGGCAUGAUAGUCCUUGAUGUAUACAUAUUUAACUCACCAUUCCAAUGCUUGACCUAAAUGAACACAAAUUGUUGAUAAGUCAAGUAGUGCUUCCAAUGUGGAACAACCCUUACCAAAACAUAAAACUCUGAAUUGUAAGUGGAAUAACGCCUUUUAACAUUAGAUAACUUCUCACUAAAAAUUUCAGUAGGUUUUCUUGGAUGGGAACAGCCCCAAUUCUUACUCGAGAUGCAUCGCAUUUGAUGACAAAUAACUUCUCAAAAUUUCUUGGCUCAUUUCGAUGCUUCUUCAAUCUAGUCACUAAUUGUAACUUAACUCAUCAAGGCAAGCACUAAAUAUGAUUCUUCACAUUCAACCUCAAAUUGUUCAUUAGACGAUAACCCACUAAUCUUGCUACUUUUGGAAGGAUUAGUAGCUACUUUUGCAUCUUUAAAAGGAAUAAGUGUUUGGUUUGGUACAAUGCUCCUUAUCAUGAUCAUACAACCAAGUUCUCACAAAGAUAUGACUCAGAACAUUAGACAAGACUUCAUCAUCUAGAUUAUUUCCCAUACUAAAUUUAACUAAGCGUCUAGAUGUGACAGGAACGACCUCUUUUAAGCCAACAAUUUUUUGCAGGGAUGUGGAUAUUUUUUGUGGGCAACUUCAACUUAUCGACUUGCUCUUUUGGAAUGACAUUCUCUAUGCUACUUCUAUAAAACCUUGCAAUGAACUUUAGUUUGAAAGAUGUUUCACCACCUCCAAAACCUUUAAAUGUUGUCAACAAUACUAACAAUCAAAGACUGUUCUUGAACGGGAUGCACAUCAAUUUAUUCUCUUUCUUCAUCAUUCUCAUCAUAUAUAGGGUCUACUAUAUCAUUCUCUUGCUCUUCCAUCUCAGUUAAGUUCACACUUGUUUGAUACAAGAAUAAGAACCCUGACCUUUCUCUCCACAAGUGAAACAAUUAUGAAAGUUACUGCCAGGCUUAAAAAUAUUCUAUCUACCACUAUUUCCAGCCCUAAAUCUCACCAAAGCCUUCCUCUUUUCACGUGUUUCCUCUGCCAUCUUUGUUCGUAAAGGAAGCCUCACGAUUAUUUCUAAAGGCUGUCUGUUAAUUUUUAACACCUCGAAUAGCUCGAACUCCCCUUUGUGUUACCGCCAUCAAUCCUUUUAGACAUAGGCCAUUAAUGAAGACAUUUUUUCGUGCAUCUUCAAGGUUGAAUAGUCAAACCACUCCCAUCUCAUCCAACUUGGAUAGAGAUAUUGUUAAAUUCAGAAGAACACUCCUCCAUCAACAAUCCCUUUUGCCUUAAUGGAUGGAGCUCAACUCCAUAUCAUAGUCAGCUGGUAGAGAUAUUGUUAAAUUCAAAAGUGCUCUCUUCAAUUCUCUUACACCAUUGAACUGUAAUGCCUUUCAAUUUUAGUUUCACAAGCACCAUCUUCCUAGCCUCUUUCAUUAGUUUCCUCGAAUUAAUUCUCCAAGCUAACUUCCCUAGACAAGGAAUCUUCCGCAUGCAUUUUCCCAUAAAAAUCAGCAACUUCAAUCCCAACUCCAUCCCCAUUUAAUUCAAAGGCAUGAACCAACCACUUCUCCAAUCCACCUUGUACUGCACGAUUUGCGAAUUCAGCAUCAUGAAAGAGGUUUUCUUCAUUAUAAUCAGAUUCAUCAGCAAGACUACCUACAAGUACAUCAAACUAGUUGUGAGCAUCUUCCAUAAUCUCCAUCUGGGCUUUCCAUUCAUUCCUUUCGCGGCCUAGCAUAAAUUGCAUGUAUCAACUCUUCAAUCACAUCUUUCAAAACAAAAAAAAAAAAAAUUCUUCAUUCACACUACUCAUUUCAGCCAAUUCUGUUUGUUGAUCCUGAUUUCCUCUACUGCAUCCAGCCAUGGCUUAAAAAGCAAACCCUAAUUUAAACCCAAAGAUCUAGUCAGGCUCUAGUUCCAAAUUUGGUAUGGUUACAGAGAGAAAACAGUAAAUAAAUAGAAUUUAGG